Molecule: messenger RNA, 1044 nt
Organism: Phacochoerus africanus (Common warthog)
Lineage: Eukaryota; Metazoa; Chordata; Mammalia; Artiodactyla; Suidae
Product: melanoma-associated antigen B18-like
Exons: 1
Coding region: 1-1029 (342 amino acids)
Biological process (GO): negative regulation of transcription by RNA polymerase II
Cellular component (GO): nucleus
Source: RefSeq, a predicted model, not a curated record
AUGCCUCGAGGUCAGAAGAGUAAGCUCCGAGCCCGUGAGAAACGCCGCCAGGCCCGUGCUGAGACCCAAGGUCUGGAAGAUGCUCAGGCUACUGCCGCAGCAGCAGGAGAGCCCCUGUCUCUGGUCCACGCUCUCACUGAGGACAGACCUCAGAAUUUACCUGCUGCUGAGACACCUAGCACUCCUGAGGCGCCACAGGGAACCACCGAAGCUAGCGCAGCUGUUUCAUGCACCAAUUCGGAUGAAGGUACCAGCGGCCAAAAGGAGGAAAGCUCAAAAUCCUCCAGGGGCACUGAGGGCUCACGCAGAGAUCCUUUAAACAAGAAGGUGGUUUUGUUGGUACAGUUCCUGUUGCAAAAGUAUCAAAAAAAAGAGCCAAUUACGAAGGCAGACAUGCUGAAGUUUGUUAUUAAAAAGUACAAAUAUCAUUUCAAUGAGAUCCUCAAGAGAGCCUCUGAGCACAUGGAGCUGGCCUUUGGUGUUGAUUUGAAAGAAGUGGAUCCUACCAGGCACUGCUACACCCUUGUCAGCAAACUAGACCUCACCUUUGAUGGAACGAUGAAUGAAGAAGAGAACAUGCCCAAGACUGGCCUUCUAAUGAUUGUACUGGGUGUGAUCUUCAUGAAUGGCAAGUGUGCCCCCGAAGAGGAGAUCUGGGAAGUGCUGAAUAUGAUGGGUGUAUAUGCUGAGAGGAAGCACUUCCUCUAUGGGGAUCCCAAGAAGGUUAUCACUGAAGAUUUGGUGCAGCUAAAGUACCUGGAGUACCGUCAGGUUCCUGACAGUGAUCCUCCUCGAUAUGAGUUCCUGUGGGGCCCAAGGGCACACGCUGAAACCAGCAAGAUGAAAGUCCUGGAGUUUUUAGCCAAGGUUCAUGAUACUGUGCCCAGUGCAUUCCCAUCCUGGUAUGAAGAGGCUCUGAGAGAUGAGGAAGAAAGAGCCCAAGCCAGAGCUGCAGCCAGGGCUCGACUUGCUGCCAUGGCCAGUGUGAGCUCCAGGGCCACAGCCAGCAACCUCUCCCAUGCUAAGUGAAGUCCGAGGACAGUU